Postia placenta MAD-698-R-SB12 is the source of this 1290-nucleotide messenger RNA. RefSeq lists its product as hypothetical. Bases 1 to 1290 code for a protein of 429 amino acids. The record is from RefSeq and is a predicted model, not a curated record. The transcript has 4 exons. Lineage: Eukaryota; Fungi; Basidiomycota; Agaricomycetes; Polyporales; Adustoporiaceae.
AUGUCGACCGCACCAGCGGAGAAGCAGCCUGAGAGCACGCAGACAUCACCGCCGCUGACUGGCGACGAGCAUGUAGACCCGGAACACAAUGCACUGACAUCCGACAAUGAGGGAUCUACCUCACGCGUCUCUCUCGAUGACCCCGUCGCAGACGACCUGCCGGAAGCCGAUCACCCCACUGUCGCCCUCCUGAUCCCGUUUCCUCCAACCCUGCGGCAGCCGUCAAAGAAGGACGACAAGGUGCCGCCGUUCAUGAUAUAUGCGCCCAUGGCCGCCCCGCUGCCGCCUCUUAAAGAGGGCGAGAAGGACAGUCUGACCAACAAGGCGAUACGCAAGUGGCAGAAAGAGGAGAAGGAGGCGCGCGAGAAGGGUACUGGUUUCAAGCAUGUCGAUGAUACGCAGCUAAUUUCCAAAGGCAUGUCAGCAACCAAGAACAGUCGUAUAGAAUUUUUGGUACGCACCCCGAACAAGAAGAAGCUGAAAGAGCUCCGCUUUGUAUAUCCACGCUCUUGGCCUGCGGAGCAUGUACGCGAGGACUUUACGCAACUGGUGAAGUCCGCAAAGAAGGGCGCGAUCAUGAACGGGAUCAUCGCAACCAGCAUGGCGCCAUUCGCACUCGCGUUUGAUACAUUGACCUUUAUCCCCGGCGUGCGUAGCCUCUCUCUCGCGCGUGUGACGUCGUUAACAUCCCUGCAGCCGUUUGAGAUCACCGCUGUGUGGUCCGCAUCAUCUUGGACCGGCGCCGCACGCGCGACGGGCAUCGCGAAUCGCGUCACGUCCUCCUCCCUGCCGAUUGCCUUCAUCCCCGAUCCUGCACUCGACAUGCUGCGCUUCCGUGUGCACGAGUUGUGCUACCGAUACGUCCGCCCAGGGACUCUGGGCCCGCCGCAGUGGAACGGCGCAGAGGGAGGCCCGGUGAAGCGGGGCCCGGACCUAGCAGGCUUGGUGCUGGAGGCACUGCGUGCGCAUGGGGAGGACAUGGAUGACCUCGAGACGGAUAGGAGGAUCGUGGCGGAGGACAUGGAGCGCUGUCUGAAGAAGGCGGCGAAGGAGUGGGUGAAGACGUGGAUAGGAUGCGCGCCGAGCAGCAAGCUUGUCGUGGCUCCGGCUGUCACUUGGAGAGCGCAUGAUGUUUACCAAGUGCAUGGCGAUGAGCUUGGAAGAACUGGCAUUCAGGGACCGCUGUCACUCGUACCGCUAGUGGCUUGCACUGCCUGUCCAUACGUCACCUCGAAGACUUUCACCGCAUUCCAGCGUGAUCAGACCGUCGCCCCUAAUGGCUGGUGGUAA